UCAGACUGCGAAUGAGCUUCAGUAGUUUUCUGAGAGAAACCUAGCUAUGAAUCAACGAGUGAAGAAAAACUCCUCCUGGCCUAUAUAUUAAUAUACACUUAUACUGCACAAUUAAUUUGCGAUCUUUUACAGAAAAAUAUUCUUUAACUAUCUUUCCAUAAGUACAAUUUCUUAAAUGGUAAAAUAUACUCCUUGAACAGGGGCGGAUACAGGGAGGGGGUGGCAGGACCCCCUGACAUUUUCAGAAGGAGGCAAAGCCCCCCUGAGAUUUUUAGGCAAAAAAUGUUUGCAAUUUGAUAAAUUAUAUGUGUUCCUGUUUUUCAAGAAAUUUGAUCAUUUAAUGGAAAUAUAAUAUUUAAUGAAAAAUUGAAUAAUCAGAACCAUAAAAUAUCUUUCUAGCUUAUUAAAAAUAAAAAUUUCAGAAAAAUUGGGUUAUAAGAUGAGUAAGGAAUGGAAUGCAGGAACCUUCAGCUGCUGUCAUGAUGUUUCAAACUGUUGUAUGGGAACCUUCUGUACUCCGUGUCAGGUUUACUCUAAUGCUGAGAAGCUGGAGGAAAGUGGAUUCCUCUGCUGUCUUCUCAGCUGUAUGCUUCCCUGCGUACCUAUCUUUAUGUUGAGAAGUAAGACUAGGGAGAAGCAUAAUAUUGAGGUAGAUUUUAGAAUUAAUCAAAAUAUCAAAUUUAAAUUAUUUGAGGAUUAUAUUUAA
Molecule: messenger RNA, 706 nt
Organism: Eurytemora carolleeae
Lineage: Eukaryota; Metazoa; Arthropoda; Copepoda; Calanoida; Temoridae
Product: cornifelin homolog B
Exons: 3
Coding region: 440-706 (88 amino acids)
Source: RefSeq, a predicted model, not a curated record